Opisthocomus hoazin is the source of this 447-nucleotide messenger RNA. Lineage: Eukaryota; Metazoa; Chordata; Aves; Opisthocomiformes; Opisthocomidae. The record is from RefSeq and is a predicted model, not a curated record.
AUGCAGCUCUCUUCCAGUGUGGCUGAACUCAGCUGUGACGAGACGAUGGAGCCACCCGCGGAGGACUUCCAGCAGGUCCUGUCCAUUGACCAAAUCCGCUCCAUCCGUGCCAGCAACAACUACGUGGAGAGACCGGCUGCCUGCUUCCAGCAAGCCCGCUCCAACCCGUCCCUGUCCCAGCCACCGCACAAGCAGGAGUGGUCCCCGGACCGCCUGGGGCCGGGGUCCUGCUGUGCCCGCUGUGCUGCCAUGAGCUUCCUCUCUCUCCUCAUGCCCUGCCUCUGCUGCUACUUUCCUACCCUGGGGUGCCUCAAACUUUGCCAGCGGGGUUACGACGGCCUCAAACGACCCGGCUGCCGCUGCCAGAGCCACACCAACACGGUCUGCAGAAAGAUCUCCUCCUCCAGCGGCACGCCUUUCCCCAAGGCGCUGGAUAAGCCGGUAUGA